AUGAAUAUAUUUCUCUCUUCUGAUUUUGAUCCUCUUCAAAUUCUCAAUGAUUCCUCGAUUCAACCUCCCAUAACCAAUGUAAAACCUUAUAAAACAUUUUCUGCACUGAAAUUGAAUCAAUUAUUGGCUCGUCCUACAAAUCAGAAAUCCAAUCAAACAAAUUCUUCCACUAGGAGCACAAGUGAUAAUAACAAAUCCGAACCACAACCAAGUGGUUCUAAUGAUUUCGGUCAAGACAAAACUUCAAAUUCCGAAAUUGAAUUUACUUUGAAAACCACCAAUAAUACUUCAAUGAACGAGUCUAUAGCAACCUCUCAACCUGUGAGCAAUUCAAUCAUGGAAAGAAAACCCAGGCUUGAUGAACUACCUCCGUUGCAACCGAAUGAAACCUACGAAUACUUUUUAGAGAGAAAAUAUUCUCAAAAAGAUCAUCCCUACCAAUUAUUAUAUGAUUGUUUUGUGAACAAAUCAAGAGUAAUGGUUCGUGUGAGAAUGGGACGGCAUCAUGAUCAACAUUACUCAACAUUGUUUGGAACUCUUUCAGGAUUUGACAAAUUCUUUAAUUUGAUUCUCCUUAAUGUGGAUGAAGAAUAUUACCAAGUAGAAACCAUUUACAAGAAACAGAAAACACUGGAUAAAGAAAAAGGAAUUACCAAUCGAAAACCUCGUAAUCGAAAGCGAGCUGUCCGAACUUACAUCCCAAAACAGAGAAGUUUUCCACUACUUUUUGUUAAGGGAUGUCAUGUGAUUUUGAUUAGUAGAGCGAAUGCAAUUGUGAAUGAUGAAAGAUUCACUCUCCAUUGA
Messenger RNA from Naegleria lovaniensis, 804 nucleotides. RefSeq lists its product as uncharacterized. The coding region runs from base 1 to 804 and encodes 267 amino acids. The transcript is spliced from 2 exons. The record is from RefSeq and is a predicted model, not a curated record. Gene Ontology annotation, molecular function: U7 snRNA binding. Gene Ontology annotation, cellular component: U7 snRNP. Gene Ontology annotation, biological process: mRNA 3'-end processing by stem-loop binding and cleavage. NCBI's taxonomy places the organism in Eukaryota, Heterolobosea, Eutetramitea, Acrasida, Naegleriidae.